Messenger RNA from Neospora caninum, 2874 nucleotides. RefSeq lists its product as hypothetical. The transcript is spliced from 5 exons. Lineage: Eukaryota; Apicomplexa; Conoidasida; Eucoccidiorida; Sarcocystidae. The record is from RefSeq and is a predicted model, not a curated record. The coding region runs from base 1 to 2874 and encodes 957 amino acids. Gene Ontology annotation, cellular component: nucleus; cytoplasm.
AUGAAGACGAGCACAGCCAGUCGAAAAGGCGGCAUGUCGCGGCAACAUGGCUGCAUGCAAGGAAGGACGGGCGAAGGAGGCAGCGGCUCUUCAGUGGAUGCGUACAAGGAAAGGGAGACGCUUCUCCGUGCGCAGUCUUGGGAGUCCAUCUUCAUCUCUCAGGUGCUCCGAUUGACAGCCGGGCGACAUGAGACCUCGAGCGGCGUCGACAAAUCUCUGACAACAGCGCCGACGCCUCAGAAGGAAUCGGCAGAACAGCCUUUGCUUUCUUGCGAAAAGGAAGGCAUCUCGCGAAAAAGUGGAGAAGAAACAACGGACGCAACGCUCGGACAGGACGGCUGUCGACGCGGCCUGCCGAGCAGAAACGCUGAGAGAGUAAGAGAAGCGGGGGACGGAAAACGAGGCCAGCAAGCUCGAGGAAGGAGAGAAGAACUUCGCGGGGAGACGGGAGAAGAAGCAGAGAGAACUGGGAAGGUAGAGGAAGCGGAAAGUGAGGGAGGUGAGGGGGACUGUUGCCCCAGCGCGCUGGUCACAAAAGAAGACAGGGAGGACGCGAGCGAUUUUGAGCUCAUCGGGGGACUUCCGCUCCCAGACCAGACCCUGCGCUUCGACGCUCUGGAGCUGCGUCAACUCUUGGAUCGAACGCCACAGGCUCUUCUUCCCGUUCUUUCCUCGGAAAAACGUUCCUUUUCUUCGCCGUCGUCCCCGGCGCUGCCUACCAGUCGGUCCUCGGUGUCUGCAGAGCCCAACCCUGUUACUGACUCUGCUCCGCGUCCGCCUCUCUCUUCUGCUCCGAUCCAUUCAUCUUUGCGCUGUUCGUCUCCGUCCUCGCCUGGUGCGUCUGGCCUACCUUCUUCCAGCCCCUCUUCUGUCUCUUCUGGUUCCUCAUCUUCGUCUCCGUGCGUUUCGUCGUUGCUUUCUGUCUCUGAUUCGUCUGCGGGCUCCCCCGCUGUCGCGUUGUCUCCUUCGCUGUCUUCGCGGAUUCUGACUAGCGAAGAAGUGUCUCUGUCUCUGGGUGCUUCUGCGCGUCUCGCCGUCUACGAAGUGUGCACAGGCGCGCUUUUGCUUCCCGCGUUUCUGUCGGAAUCCGAGCAGCUCUAUCUCGCUCGCGAGUGUCUCUCUGUCUACAGCAGACCCCCGCACAUUUGCAACAUCUGCAAUCUCCUCGGCGCCAGAGAGACGCCCGAGGCCGCGUCUUCUUCCCUCCCUUCCUCUGCGGAAAAGCGCGGACAAGGGAACGGCAACCUCUGUGAAGACGGCCAGAGUCGCAGCUCCUCCCCGAAGGAGAAUCUGGAACGGAAGGCGGGGGAAGGCGAGAGCUCGAGGGACGCCCACGAGCCAGUUGCAUGCAGGCAAUUCGACGGGGAUCUCUCACGGGAGAAUCCCUCCGUCUUUGUGAAGAACCAGCUCCGAUGGGUGACUCUAGGACGGCACUACGACUGGACGCGGAGGGCGUACGAAGACGAAGGAGAGGAGCGUCCGUCCAGAGCUCCUUCAUCGCUCGGUCGUGCGAGUGCGGCUGAGGACACAAAAAGGCGGGGCGAAUCCCGCACUGAGCACCUCGAGAACCAACCCGGCGCUUGUGGCGAAGACGCAGCCGCGUCCUCUUCGUGUUGUCCCUCCUCUUCAUUGCCUACUCUGCCUACUUGUCCUCCGACUUCGCCUUCCUUCGACAGAUCUUGCUUGUCCGCCCCUUGUUUGGGUUCCUCUGAAUCUUCGAAAUGGUCAACAAAUGGCUCGGCAAGGGAAGAGACAGACACACAGUCUCGGACUGAAUCAAGCGCGCUCCCCACUGAGAGCCCUGCAGAAGCGAAAGUCGAGACCGGAAGCGAGCAGCCCGGCCCCGAGGCCGCAAACACGAAGCAGCGAGAAGGCUGCGGGGUGGCGUCCAGUGGCGAGAAAGGCGAGGCCAGGGAAGAAGAAAGGGAAGACGAAAGGGGAGAAGAAAGGGAAGCAGAACGGCAGACCACAACAAAGACGACGCGUACAGACAGAGGAUUAGGCGACGAAAAGGCAAACGUGAAUCAUGCUGGACUGCCGAGAUUUCCGCCGGCACUCGAGAAGCUGUGUGACGACAUUCUCCAGUUCGCUGAGCCGUUUCUUCAAGGGGCAACAGCAGCAGGGUGCAAAAGGCCCAAAAUGAAUGCCGCCAUUCUGAAUGUUUAUCGAAAGGGCGAUCGUUUGCGAGGCCACAAGGACGACGCAGAGAGAGUUGAAGCGCCUCUUAUCUCCAUAAGUCUCGGACAGCCGGCAAUCUUCCUUCUUGGUGGCGUCUCUCGACAAGUGGCGCCUAAAGCAGUAGUCCUUCGAUCUGGAGACGUUCUGGUUCUCUCUGGACCUGCGCGCUGGGCUGUUCACGGCGUCCCGAAGCUGCUGUACUAUACCUCGGUCACCAGUGUACCGGCACGCCGGCGAAGACGAAAGCCGAAAGGUGCCGUGGCGACGCCUUCAGGAAUGAAAGCACAACGCCCGGAAACCAGUGUGCAAGGAGGGCGUCGUCUACAUGACAGGAAAACACGUGAAACCGUGACAUCCACCGUCAGAGGGGUGUUGGAGGAAACUGGACUAACACACUUGAGUGCGCUGGACGCUGAAGGGAGUCUGAGGCUCCUCAAAUCAGAGAAGCGUCGAGAAAACCUCCACAGCGCUGCUAUUCCGCACUGGGUGAAUCUUCUUGAGUCUCGUCGACAUCGGAGCGGUACUACCUUCUCCGAUGCAGCUGACAACAGCUCUCGCGGAGGAGGCGUUUCGAGGUCGGACAACGAACCAGGUCGAUUUGAAAAGGUUCCGUGGCCGACUCUCGACGACGUGGACGCGUGGCUGGGAGAGUUGCGUUUGAAUCUGAGUUGUCGGUAUGAUAACCAUCCGCACUAG